UUUGUGUAUUUUCAAGUGUGUACUGCCCCCUUCCGUUGCGGAGUGGAUAUGAUGGGGUUUUAAAUCUGAGUUUUCGCGUACAGUCCUGUUCUGCCUAGAAAUCGAAUCACUUUCCUUUGUGUUUUCUAUAUACAUAAAUUAAUGUGACCCCUUUCUAACUUCUUGUACCAUUUUUUUCUAUCAUAAGCCUUUCAGAUGAGUAUUGUGGGCAAUGCUUAAAAUCAUCUUGUUUUUGAACUGAAUCACAAACCGUGACUCAGCAUUUCUCUGAAUAUACUAUGUAAGGUUUGAUUUAGUCACAUGUGGAAAAAAAAUUAAUCUAAAUAAGAGCGCUCUAUUUAAGUAAACUUUUAAUUCUUCUGUCUGCGGGUCAAAUGUCUACAGGUCACACGCCAAAAAUGAGCGAGGACGUGUAAAUAUUUUACAGCUGUCUUGCCGUACACUACUGAUGCCAAGAAUACCGAGUAAUUCGACAACGAGCUUGCCAUACAGGGUGACCGCUGGAGAUUUCUCACAGAGGCAUGAUGGGACGUGUAGUCAAAUCCGAUUAAAACAGUGUUACGAAACCUGCCACUAACGUGCUCAUGUAAGCGGUUGUGUAAAGCGGAGUAGGUUACGUGAGCGGCUGUUUUCUGUUCGCUUCCUUGUCUUUCUUCCCUCAGAACGAGCGUUCAGACUGACUGCACCUGAAAAGGCCGGUCCCGAAGGCUUCCGCCGUGUAUGCUGCUCCGUGUGUGGAACAGGUCUCUGCUUCCCACCGCACCGAGGCUCGCGCGACUCCCCGGUCAGGCUCGCGGACCGAAACCCUCCAUCAUGUCGGAGAAGAAACGCAAGGCGCCGACCGCCGCCGCGGGAGGCAAGAAGCCCAGCGCCAAGCAGCCGAAGCUGGAGAAGGCGGAGAAAGCCGCGGGCUGGCUGCAGAGUCUGGUGGAGCAGCAGAGGGAGGAUAAGAAGGACGUGAAGUUCAACAAGAAGCGCCAGCGGUUUCUCACCGACACGAAGACGGUCAAGCAGGGCGCGGAGGGGGUGCUGUACUGGAUGCAGAGAGACCAGAGGGUGCAAGAUAACUGGGCCUUGAUCCGUGCGCAGCAGCUGGCUGCAAAGGAAGAACUCGCCCUGCACGUGUGUUUCUGUCUGGUGGUCCCGAAAUCGGAGCUGUCCACACUGAGGCAUUACGCUUUUCUGCUGAAGGGGCUGCAACAAGUCGAAAGGGACUGCAAGCGGCUGAACGUCCAGUUCCACCUGCUGCACGGGGCUCCGGGAGAAGUGCUGCCCGGCUUCGUGUCUGAUCGCGGUUUGGGCGCCGUGGUGACCGACUUCUCGCCCCUCCGAGAGCCUCAGAAGUGGCUGAACGACGUCAAAAAGAAGCUUUCCAAGGACAUCCCUCUCAUACAGGUUGAUGCCCAUAAUAUUGUUCCCUGCUGGGUAGCUUCACCCAAGCUGGAGUACUCUGCCAGAACCAUCAGAGGAAAAAUCACCAACCUUCUGCCUGAGUUCCUCACUGAUUUCCCUCCGGUAGAGAAACACCAACACACUGCCACGAGGACAGCCAAACCUGUAGACUGGGAGCAGACCUUGGCCUCCCUGGAUGUUGACAGAACAGUAGGGGAGCCUCAGUGGGCCAAGCCCGGCUCAGAAGCCGGCAUGGCCAUGCUGGAGUCCUUCAUCGAUGUCCGCCUGAAGCUGUUCGCCACCCAGCGCAACGACCCCAACAUGGCCGCUCUCAGCCAGCUCUCCCCGUGGAUUCGCUUCGGCCAGCUUUCAGCCCAGCGUGUGGCGCUGCAGGUCCGGCGCUGCGGGAAAAACGCCAGCGAGUCUGUGGCUGCCUUCAUCGAGGAGCUGGUGGUGCGCCGGGAGCUGACCGACAACUUCUGCUUCUACAACGAGAAGUACGACAAAGUGGAAGGUGCUUAUGAGUGGGCCCAGAAGACCCUGAAGGACCAUGCCAAAGACAAGAGGGAGUACAUUUACACCCGGGAGCAGCUGGAGAAAGCACAAACACACGACAAGUUAUGGAACGGAGCUCAGUACCAGAUGGUAGCUGAGGGGAAGAUGCACGGCUUCUUGAGGAUGUACUGGGCCAAGAAAAUCCUGGAGUGGACCCGCUCGCCAGAGGAGGCGCUCUCCAUCGCUCUGUACCUGAACGACCGCUACGAGCUGGACGGCCAGGACCCCAACGGCUUCGUCGGCUGCAUGUGGUCCAUCUGCGGCAUCCACGACCAGGGCUGGGCGGAGAGGCCGGUCUUCGGGAAGAUCCGCUACAUGAACUACAAAGGCUGCCUCCGGAAAUUCAACGUAGCUCAGUUUGAGAGGAAGUACUGUCCCAAAAAGGCCUGAAGCGCGGUGCGCUUGAAAGAAUAUAGAGGAAAUGUUUGAUGAGCUCCAUGUCUUGCAUUUUCCCUCAGGGAGUGUUUUUAAUGUCUUUUAUGCUGUGUUUUCAGAGAUUAUUCUCAUCUCUGAAAACAUCCAGUAUUCUAUAUUGGGCCUUUAUUUCCUUGGUUUUCUUUUAAACUCCACCAGCUUAAACAAACUGUGUUUUCAUAUAUACAUGUUGAUUUUUUUAUAUUCUAUAAGCCUGAUUCUGCAUUGUUUUGAUGCUGACUGGAGUUACUGUUACAGCUCUUGUGUGUAUUUUUUUAUUUAUUUAUAUUUUUUGGCCUGUAUAAUUCUGUUGCCAAAAACAGAUCAACUAUAGAGAGAACUUUGUUUUAUGUGUUAAUUUCUCCAUUCUGACUGUAAUUAAUCAGGAACUGCAUCAUACUUAUUAAGAGUUUAUUCCCAACCAAGUUGAUUCUUCUAGCACUUAAACUCAAAUUCAAAAAUACCGUAUUGGUCCCAAAGGGAAAUUAGACACUGUGGUAACUCUUAUUAAUUCAGAGUUACUCCGUUACAGUAGAUGGUGAAGGCUGUGGGUUGGAAAGAUUGCCUGUAAUCUGUGAUCUUCUUCAUCUCUGAUAAUGUUCCUCUGCAGUUCAUUCUCCAGCUUCUUCCCAAAUCCUCAAAAACUCUGUCUUGUUCCUCCAAGGCUUUUCUUUGAGGAACAACCCUGAUGGAUAACCAUCAGGGUUGAUGGUUUGGUUGGUUACUCAGUCCUCAGUUGUGGACGUCCUCUCAUCCGGCUGGCAAAGAGCGAUCCGAUCUGUUGCUUCUUCAGCUGCCUGUGACCUCUUUCUGCCUCUGAACAAGCGGUUCAUAUUUAGAGCAGAGAAAAACAGGGAUAUAAGUAGCUAAUGCACAUUGUUACCUCUGUGUUUUCUAAAUGUCAAUCCCAACCAACAGCUUUGAUAUUUAUUUUUUAACAAACAUGAAAAAACUGGCAGCAACAACAAUUAAUGGGCGAAAAAAAAAAAACUCCUUUGUCAAAGACAAAGUGAUAUGAAACUGUGUGCCUAUAUAAAGGCUCCUGUUUCAGACCAAUUAGGGAGCGAGCUUUCAUUCAGCACACAUGUAAUUAAAGAAAACAACACCUCUCCAGUCCAGCCUAAUUAACUGCAUUCUUAGCGGUGGAUAAAAACAGUCUCUGAAGGAGAUGCUGCAACUGAAACCAGUUUGCUAAUUAAAAUGUGAAUCCCCUCCUGUUCCCCUCGUUUCAGAUAAAAAAAAAAAAACCUGUGUAUUCUCUCUGAUGUUUUUUAAAUAUCAACUCGUUGAAGCUGGGGAAUCUACAGUUACAGAGCUGAGGGAUUAAAGGUGACGCUUUAAUCCUUCUGGUUCCCUGUUGACACUUCUGCAGUAAAUGUUGCAUUUGUUCAAUUAAAACUUGGACUAUUAUAAUUUGGCUCAUUUUUCAUAUCUGGUCUCCUGAAGAAAUAUAUUUUUUAAGCUUUUCCUUUUAAAGGGGCGGUAUUGUGUUAUCCAGUAGAGUUGAAUCACUUGAUAGCACAAUGAGAUAACUGUUUGCUUUAGUUGUAAUAAAAAUUAUGUAUAUGUCUUAAAAUAAAUUUGACUUUGUAAUUUUAA
Poeciliopsis prolifica (blackstripe livebearer) is the source of this 3960-nucleotide messenger RNA. It is a transcript of the gene cpdp, whose product is annotated as CPD photolyase. Bases 721 to 2337 code for a protein of 538 amino acids. Gene Ontology annotation, molecular function: deoxyribodipyrimidine photo-lyase activity. NCBI's taxonomy places the organism in Eukaryota, Metazoa, Chordata, Actinopteri, Cyprinodontiformes, Poeciliidae. Gene Ontology annotation, biological process: photoreactive repair. The record is from RefSeq and is a predicted model, not a curated record. The transcript has 10 exons.